AUGUCCUCGGCGGAACCGCUGUCCCUUCUGCCGCGGAACAAGCACGCCGGUUCUUUCGCCGACCGCCGCCACUUUACGAAUACCCCAUCUACCGAUUUUCUGUGGAAGAGAACGAAGCGCAAGUCUGGCGCCGGUCCUCUUCAGCCGAACGACCUGCCUCCUCGUUACCCAGAAGGCUACACUCAGGACGAACAUGGCAAUCUGGGACGAGUUCUGCGCCCCAUCAAUGAGCCGCGCAUCCGAUGCACCGAGUUCGACGAGAACGGCAAAAUUACGCUUGUGAACAGUGAAUUCCGGAAGAGCGAGUUGAUCGCGAAGUACGGACUGCUUCCGCGAGACCUACGCAAGAUCGAUUCCGCCAUGCUGCCGCACAUCCUCGUCCGUCCGUCCGCCAUCCUGCUGAAUCUCCUCCACUUGCGCGUGCUCAUCAAGCAUAACCGUGUCCUCGUGUUCGACGCAUACGGCACCACCAACUCAUACGCUCAAUCGCUCUUCAUGUAUGAUCUGGAAGGUCGCCUGAGGCAGAAAGACUUGCGCCAGAACGGCUCUUUGCCCUACGAAUUCCGCGCCCUGGAAGCUGUCCUGCUCAGCGUCACAACUGGUUUGGAGAGCGAAUUCGAAGGUGUCCGCGAGCCUGUCGUGCGUGUCCUGCGGGAGCUGGAGGAGGACAUCGAUCGCGACAAGCUCCGGUAUCUGCUCGUCUACUCCAAGAAGCUCGGUUCCUUCGAGCAGCAGGCCCGUCUCGUGCGUGACGCCUUGGAGGAGCUGCUCGAGGCAGACGAUGACCUUGCAUCCAUGUACUUGACAGAGAAGGCAACCGGCCAGGAGCGCGGCGAGCACGACCACGCCGAGGUAGAGCUGCUGCUGGAAUCGUACCACAAGAUCGCCGACGAAAUCGUGCAAGCCGCCGAGAACCUGGUCUCCAACAUCCGCAACACUGAGGAAAUCGUCAAAGCCAUCCUCGACGCCAACCGCAACUCGCUCAUGCUCCUCGACCUCAAGUUCUCCGUCUGGACCGUCGGCCUCGCCGCGGGCACCUUCGUCGCCGCUCUGUACGGCAUGAACCUGAAGAACUUCAUCGAGGAAUCCGACCUCGGCUUCUGGGGCGUCAGCGCCUGGUGCGCCAUCGCCACGCUCCUCACCACCACCCUCGGCCUCGGCCGCCUGCGCCGCGUCCAGCGCGUCUCCAUGUGGGGCGAGCACGGCGCCCGCCGCUCGUCCUGGCGCGACCUCGGCCCCCAGGCCUUGCUGUCGUCGCCUGCCGCUCCUCAUCCGCCGUCUGGAUCGUCGUCCCCGAUGCCGCCUAACCCAGGCGCGAGGGUGCCGCCCGUCGGUGCUGCCGCGGCGGAGGCCGCGCUCGCGGUGGGCGAGAGGAGGGCGGAGAAGCUGCGGAAGCUGAAGGAUUUGCAUGCGCAGCAGGCGCAGGGCGUUAAUGCGGAGGUCGCGGCUAGGAGGCAGAUGCUUGGAGGCCAGUCGGCGGCGUCGUCGACUACGAGCAGCGGCAGCGGCCAGCAGAGUGGGCCGGCGCCUUCUGUUUGA
This is a messenger RNA of Lasiodiplodia theobromae, 1539 nucleotides long. Its product is annotated as Cupin 2 conserved barrel. The record is from RefSeq and is a predicted model, not a curated record. Gene Ontology annotation, biological process: mitochondrial magnesium ion transmembrane transport. The coding region runs from base 1 to 1539 and encodes 512 amino acids. Gene Ontology annotation, cellular component: mitochondrial inner membrane. The transcript is spliced from 3 exons. Gene Ontology annotation, molecular function: magnesium ion transmembrane transporter activity. NCBI's taxonomy places the organism in Eukaryota, Fungi, Ascomycota, Dothideomycetes, Botryosphaeriales, Botryosphaeriaceae.